UGUUGUCACAAAUGUCAUACUUCUUUUACUUGUCAGUUGUCAAAGUGUAAACACCAUUUCAAUAUGAAGAUCGGGCUCUGCGCCUACAGCGGGUACAAAAUAUACCCCGGUCAUGGGAAAACAAUGGUCAAAGUUGACGGAAAGACGUUCACUUUCCUCAACUCGAAAUGUGAACGAGCUCACCUAAUGAAAAGGAACCCUCGUAAAGUAACCUGGACGGUCUUGUAUAGGCGCAAGCACAAAAAGGGCCAACUGGAAGAGGCCAGCAAAAAGAGAACCCGCAGGACUCAAAAGUUCCAAAGGGCCAUCGUAGGUGCUUCUCUCAACGAUAUUAUGGCCAAAAGAAACCAAAGGCCAGAAGUGAGGAAAGCCCAACGGGAACAGGCCAUUCGUGCUGCAAAGGAGCAAAAGAAGACCACGAGGGUUGCUAAGAAGGCUACAGCUCCAGCUAAAGCUAAACCUGCACCUAAACAGAAAGCCAGCAAGAAUGUACCCAAAGCUGCUCCGAGGGUAGGAGGAAAACGUUAAUUUUUAUAAGCGUUAAACAAUAAAUUAGGUAUUUUC
Messenger RNA from Phyllotreta striolata, 564 nucleotides. The record is from the annotation of a GenBank genome assembly. NCBI's taxonomy places the organism in Eukaryota, Metazoa, Arthropoda, Insecta, Coleoptera, Chrysomelidae.